Messenger RNA from Balaenoptera acutorostrata (minke whale), 7946 nucleotides. It is a transcript of the gene INSIG2, whose product is annotated as insulin induced gene 2. The coding region runs from base 531 to 1208 and encodes 225 amino acids. Gene Ontology annotation, biological process: cellular response to insulin stimulus; SREBP-SCAP complex retention in endoplasmic reticulum; SREBP signaling pathway. Gene Ontology annotation, cellular component: SREBP-SCAP-Insig complex; endoplasmic reticulum. The transcript has 6 exons. The record is from RefSeq and is a predicted model, not a curated record. NCBI's taxonomy places the organism in Eukaryota, Metazoa, Chordata, Mammalia, Artiodactyla, Balaenopteridae.
AGGGGCCUGAGGAAGGUGGUGGCCCUCGGGAAGAGGAACCGCUUGCGUUUUUGCGGCCUGGGAACCCUGCUGGCAAGUGCGAGGAGCCAGGACCACAGAUGGGGCCUGAAGGGCGAGGGGCUCCGCUUAACCUGGAGAAGGGUCGGCGAGAUCCGGAAGGGGACACCUGGGUCCGGGAGAGGGUCUAGGAGAGGCCGAGGCUCCCCGGACAGUGGAAGAGUGUCCGAGCGGAAAGAAGGCUGGAGGACGGCGGGAAGGGCGACCCCGGAGAUCUGAUGGGGUGGAGGUCGGCGGGCUGUCAAGCAUAGAGCUGUCAGGACUCGGCAGGCUCGUAGCCAGGGAGACCAGACUCAGGCUUGGGAGGGGGAAGGAUCCGAAAAGGAUUUCUGGUAGGUCCUAUUUUAGGACGAGAUGCAAUAUUGUUGAAACGCCAAUCUGCUUUGGUUCAGGCAGUUGGCUUUUCAGCUGAGAAGCCAUUUCUUCUUCCUCUUUUUAACAUUUUUUUGCUGACUCACUGAACUUAUGAAACCAUGGCGGAAGGAGAGACACAGUCACCCGGGCCCAAAAAGUGUGGUCCCUAUAUCUCAUCUGUCACUAGCCGAAGUGUGAACUUGAUGAUUCGAGGAGUAGUGCUGUUUUUUAUUGGAGUAUUUCUUGCAUUAGUGUUAAAUUUACUUCAGAUUCAAAGAAAUGUGACGCUUUUUCCACCUGAUGUGAUUGCAAGCAUCUUUUCUUCAGCAUGGUGGGUACCGCCGUGCUGUGGCACAGCUUCAGCCGUGAUUGGGUUAUUAUACCCCUGCAUUGACAGGCAUCUAGGAGAACCACAUAAAUUUAAAAGAGAGUGGUCCAGUGUAAUGCGGUGUGUAGCCGUCUUUGUUGGUAUAAAUCAUGCCAGCGCUAAAGUGGAUUUUGAUAACAACAUACAGUUGUCUCUCACACUGGCUGCACUAUCCAUUGGACUGUGGUGGACUUUUGAUAGAUCUAGAAGUGGUUUUGGCCUCGGAAUAGGAAUUGCUUUCUUGGCAACUUUGGUCACUCAACUGCUAGUCUAUAACGGUGUUUAUCAAUAUACAUCUCCAGAUUUUCUCUAUGUUCGCUCUUGGUUACCGUGUAUAUUUUUUGCCGGAGGCAUAACAAUGGGAAACAUCGGUCGACAGCUGGCAAUGUAUGAAUGUAAAGUUAUCGCAGAAAAAUCUCAUCAAGAAUGAAGAAGGCAAAAACAUACCUUUUGUACAGAAAAACAAGAUGAAAAGGGCGUGUAAAUGAUAGCUAUACCAACAAAACUUCGGACUAUAAAAUUGCCAGGCUGCAGUUUUCCCCUUAAUUGGUGUGUGUAUAUAUAUAUAUACACACAUAUACAUAUAUAUACACACAUACAUAUGUUACUGCAAUCUGUGAUUGCUUCAUCUGUAAAUCAAGUACAAACCUUUAUGUAUUUGACUUAAAUAACUGUAAAAUGUAUAUGCACUACAUUAAAAAACAUGUUGAUUAAUAGAUGAAAUUUUUAAAUUAAUUUUUUAGACAUACCAUAUACUGUAUCACAAUGUUGACGUGCCAAAAUAUUCAGUUAUCGCCACGCAGAGUAUAAGGAUGCUUUGAACAAUUUAUAAACUUACUGAAAUAAAAUAUGAGGAAAGCCAAAAAAAAAAAAAAAAAAGCAAAUGGAAAGCGGUGUAUUCUCUUUUGCUUACUGUUGUGCCUUUUUAUUUUUCUAAUAUAUAGCAGUACGAGUUAUGGGUGCCCUAAUGUGUGGUUAGUUUCUAUUUUAAUGUUGUCUCGGAGAGCUUUGGGUGUUUUAAUAUAUGAUGAAAAAGAACUUCCAGGGAACAUUUUCAUACCUUCAUUACUGGAGAGAGUCCAAAGAGUAAUUUUUUGUUUUAACAAAUUUUACUGGAGGUGAAACUCCCAACAGGAGAGUUUAUCAGCAUUAAAUUGUAUUGAGUCUAAAUCUUUAAGGAUACAUAUAAUUAAAAGUAAGGACCAUUGAAAAAUUUAACUAGAGUAAAUAUGUUUUACAAAUACAAAAUGACCUUCUGGAGCGCCACAAAGUGUUAAGCGAUACUAACUGUCAUUUGCAGUACAGUAUUCCACUGCUUUUGCACAUGGAACGCAUAAGAAUUCCCGAACAGGGCAAAAUGAAGUUUCUAACUGUCUUGGGUUCUAUAAUCUGUUGGGUUCUGUAAAGCGAACCGUUUGAGCUGGGCUGCUUCAUAUGAUUGAUUGUCACUGGAUUGCAUCCGAGGAGUGGAUGGGCACAUAAUUUCUUAUGUAUCCAUGUGCCCAUUAGUGAACAGUUCAAGAAUGUAUCGUUUAAGAAUGUAUUGGGAUGGCAUAUUGUGCAUGUUAAAGAUCCUGGUAACAGUUUUGUGCAUAUUUUUCCAACAACUAGAGCCUUUUGAGUGUGAUUUAAACAUAGUCUCAGUUAACCUUUUCCCCCAGUUUUUAUUUUUGAAAUUGAUGGCAGUUGUCUGAUACACAAGGGUGAAAUCUACUUACUCUGGAGGGUUUGUGUGUGUGUGUUUGUGUGUGUGUGUGUGUGUGUGUGUAGGAUUGAGUGAGGGAGAGAGUGUGUGUGUGUGUGUGUGUAGGAUUGAGUGAGGGAGAGUGUGUGUGUGUGUGUGUGUGUAGGAUUGAGUGAGGGUGUGUGUGUGUGCGUGUGUGUGCAUGUGCUCAUGCUCUCUUAAUAUGUCAACUAGAUAUUUUUCCAUUUUUGAUUUUAAAACCAUUUCUGUUAGACUGAGAUCUUGUAUGCCAAACUUUAAUCUGCUCUUAUGUUUUAAGGCUGAAAGUGUGAAAAUCCUAAGAGGAUUUCCUAUUGAAUAUAUAUGUACACAAUCUUAACUAUAGUGGUGGUAAACAUACUACUGUAAUUUAUUAUUCUAUCUUCCAGAUAAUGUUAUUCAUUUAGAACAAAUAAGAUAUAUUUUUAGAAUCAACUUUGUAAGCACUAUAAGUCUUUAAUAAGUUAUAAGGUCUAUGAUGUGUUUACUUUGAAAUUUGCUGUUUAAAGCAAGAUGUAUUAAAUAUAUAAUUAUCAUCUUGGUUAAGAGUCUUUUUUCCUUCCUUGUGGUUAAUCUUAGAAUUAUGUUACUGAGGAUUAAUUUAUUAAAAUUAACAUAGGUGGUUGAAUUUAUUCAGAAAUAAUGCAGGAAACUAAGUUUAGUGUUACAGGAAUUGAAUGAUUAUCACUUUGAGUUCUUAAAUUAUUUGCAUAUCACCUAGAAAACAAGAAGAGAUAUUUAUGACAAAAAUAAAAUUGUUUUGAUAUUUUGAUAAGUGUAUAAAUAUAUUACUUUUUUUUUUUGCAGUGAAAGUGGUAAACAUCUUUUAAUACUGCUAUUUGGCAGUGCUUUCUGGCUUUUAUUAUUUAAAGUUUUAAAAAUUGAAUAGUUGAAAACUGAAACUUAAAUUCUAUGAAAGCACAGGCAAAUAAUUAAAAUUAGCUAGCAAGAACCCUGGUAAUACUUUUGUUAUAAUCUUCAUUUGUUUGCACUGAACUGUUUUACCUUCAUUAAGGUCUUUGGAACCUCUCAGUGGGGCCUCUGCUUCACACAUGUUUUCUAAGUGGAAUCCAGACUUGGUCAAUAUCAUUAAAUACUUCUCUAAUCUUUCGGCUCACUUACCUGCAUAAUGACAUAUAUUCUUCGUAAGGUAAUUCUUCCAGUGAUGGUCUGUGAACAGUAGAGUCUUAGCUUUGUGUGUCUGAAAAAGUCUGUUUCAUUCUUGAAGAACAAUUUAGCAGGCCAUAGAAUUCUAGGUUCACAAUUUCCCCCCUAAUCCCACCACUUUGAAGAUUUUUUUAACUUGUUGUCUUCUGUCAUCUAAUGUUGCAGACAACAAGUCUGCUAUUAGUGUAAUUUUCUUUCCUUUGUAGAUAAUCUGUCUUUUCUCUCCAGGAGCUUUUUCAUGAUUUUCCCUUUAUCUUCGAGGUUAGUUUCACUUUUACUUGUUUAGUUUUAAAAUUUGUUUUUAUUUUUCUUGCUUAGUAUUCAAUAUGCACUUUCAGUCUGUGGGCUCACGUCUGGAAAAUUUUAAAAUCUGGCUGCAUAUUGGAGUCCUGUGGAGUCUUGUAAAAAUAUGCUGAUGCCUGUAUCCCACUCCCAGAGACUCUAAUAUCAUUGACCUGAGAUGUGCUCUGAGCAUUAGGAGUUUCAUAAGUUCCCCAGGUGAUUCUAAUGUGCAGCCCAGGUUGACUCUCACAGGUAUAGAUACAUGUAAUAUAAGGUGGAGGGUCCAGGUGAGAGAGAUGUCAUGACUUUGGAAAUGAAGAGUGAGGGACACACUGAGAUACAUUUUGGAUUAAAUUAUCUGAACUUGGUGACUUGGGUAUAAAGGUCAAGGAAGAGGAAAUGUGAAAGGUGACUUAAUUUUUCUUUCUUGGAAAACUAAGUGGAUGGUAUUUCUGUCAACCAAAAAAGGAAAGCAGAGAAGUAGGUGAAUAGAAGUUUGAUUUGAUAUGUUGAGGCUGAGGUAUGUAGGAGGCCUCUGGUAAAGAUGGCUAUAAGCAGUGGGAUAUUUGAACCUGGGUUAUUGGGUGUAAUGAGGGAGUCAUCAGCAUAUGACACUAAUAAAUGCAGCUGUGGGGGUGGAUGAGGUCACCUAGGGAGCAUGUUAUAGUGAAAAGGAAGAGAUCUGAGGCACACUGGCCUGUUGGCAGAGAAGCUGGUGAAGGAGAUAAAGGGGGUACAUUCAGAAGUAGGAGGAAAAACAAGAGAGUGAUGUGGAAGCCAAAAUAGGAGGGGGUUUCAGGCAGAGGGUAACGGGUAGGAUGAAGUACAGUUGGAGGGAAUAACUGACUUUAGAAGUACAGGUGAUGAUAUCUGACUGUUUUAUGUUGAAAAAAUGUUUUUUCUAACCUAUUUUAUCUUACCAUUUAAAGUAUAUCAUUGCAUACAAAACAUGUUUGAGAAAAGCCUGAUCAUGUAUUGUCAUUUAUUACUAGUAAGGGGAGCUGGGGACAGCUAGAGAACUUUGAAAGAAUAGUGGAGAUUUGGGCCGUAUCUUUGAAGAACGGGCCCAGGAACUGACUAGAGGCGAAGAAAGAAUUUUCAGAGAGUUUUGAGACCAUCCAGGACCCAGGUGAGGCUGGAGAUCACAUGUUUGCAGUGGAGUCAGUUAACAUGGUGGUGCAGUGUUUAAAUGGGCUCAGUAGCCCAGGGGCUAGGCCACUCGUGAUGGAGUAGAUUGAGUCUAGUGGGGAGUUCAUCGGCAGACGUGGCACAAGCCUUUGUGGAAGAUUAAAGCAGGCUCCUAAUGCAAGGUCAAGAGAUUUAUCGUGGGAUCCAGGCAAAUUGGGGAAGGAAGUUGAAUCAGCAGUGCUAACCUGACUGCAUGGGAGAACAGUGUGAGGUGAAAGGUCAGCAAGUCUAAGGAGGCCAAAACCCUGUUUGAUGGGAAGGGUGAUCGGCUUGGGGUUUGUAGUCAGGGAGGGAUUUAAUGGCUCACUUCCAGAUCUCGAGGUCCAGGGUGUGAUCUGAACACCUGUGUUUCCAUGGUUUACAGAAGUGGCUGGAGAUCUGAGGCCUGGGUGACCAGCUGUUAGUACCAGUAUGGACGGUACUAGAAUGGUCGCAGAGGCUGGGUGGAAAGGAAGGUCUCCUCUGUGGGCUCAUGACCAUUAGAGUGAAACACUUAUCCAGAUGCCUUGAUUGUACUGGAAUUCUAAUCGGAGUCCCCUCCCCCCUUGUAUGUAAUUAUGUUGAGUUGUUUCCUCGUCCUCGGUGCUCUGAAACUUCACACGAUGUUUAGGAGUAUGUCUUCUACUAGUCCUGUUCAAUCAGAGACAUCAUCUCUUUAAUCCUGGGCAAUUUUUUUUCUGUCUUUGCUGUUAUUAUUCCUUUGUUCACCUUCUCUGUUCUAAAAUUCCUCUAUUUGGGAGAUCUUGGACCUUUUGUUCCUGUUUUCUAUAUAUCCCUUAGCUUUUCUCUGUUGUGCUACAUUCUAGAAGAACUACUUAACUGGAUCUUCCAGCUCUUCAGCUGUACCCAUUCAGCAUUCAGCCCAUCAGCUGAACUUUUAAUUUCAGUGAUGACAAUUUUAAUUUCCAGGAUCUCUAUUUGUGUGUGUGUGUAUGUGUGGCAGUGUGUGGUCAUUCUUGUAUUUUCUGAGGAUACUAAUUAAUCUUCUAAAGUUCUAAACUCUUCUAAAGAUCCGUGGCAGGGGAGGUCAGGAUGAACCUGUGCCAGUCUGUCUCUGGGUGUGAGCGCCCCUUGGUCUGCCUUGGGCACACUCCCAGGCCCCUCUGAACUUAGUGUUCACACCGCUUGCAUCUGGGGGCAGAUACUGUGCUGUCUGUCUCUGCCCGGUCCAAGGCAGCGAGUAGAAGUAUGGAGGGGUUGACCAGACGGCUGCUUCUGCAGGAGCCUGCUCUAACCCAUGACGUCUGUUGCCCUUGGUAUUUCUGGCUCCAGGCAUUAGCCACCUAUGAGCUUUGAAUGUCCCUAGUUUUCAUUUUUAGCAAAUCCUUUCCUUGAGUGAGCUGUGGUUUCUUUCCACUAUCUUCUCUCAAUUGUUCUCUUGCUUUCAGGGAUUCCUUGUAGUGGCUGGUCCAUGGAGGAUACUUCUCCUUAUCUGGCAGUAUACUUACAGAUUCCUUUACCUUUUAAAAAUCUUUUGUUGUUGUUUCUAUGGAUUUGGGAUAGGAGGGAAGAGCUACAGCUUGACUAGUCUGCCGCCCUGAUUCAAUCUUCCCCACCAUUUUUUAUACUGUAAAAUCUUGCCAUUGGCCUGAUCAUUUGUCUUUACAUUUCAAAAAUUCAAUUUAGUUGGGAGCUGAGAUAAAUAGGUUUAAGUCAGUGGUUUCCUACUUGGUCUCAAUAAAAAUUGGGGUAUGGAGAUUUUUUUUUUUUGCCUUCGAAAUACAUUUAGUUCAUUGAGAUCAUUGUGCCAGGAAGUGUAAAUAUCCUAGUAUCUGUUCCUUUAUGCCUUGCUUCUUUUUAUCACUGAUGAAAUCUGUGAAACCUGUCAUCCUUCUUUGCGAUUUACAAGACAGACUUUUGCAGGGUAUGUCAACUGUUCUGAAGACAAUGUUGUUAAGGAUCAGACAGAUAACGAUGCGCAUGUGAGAGACUGGGCUAUUGAUGAGCCUCGUGUGGAAACUGAUUGCCAUAUAUGGGCAAUUUUUCCCUUUCACCGUUGCUCUGGCUGAGGUGUCUAUAAGGAGUUUCAUGAACAAGGGACGGUUUUGAUUCUAAAUCAAAAUUCUGUGCUGGCACAACUGUGUUUUAUUCUGCUUUGUCACGGCAGGAUUUGUAACUGCUAAUAGUUCUGUGGCUUCCCCGAAGGUGGGCUUUAAAAGUAAUGGGCACUUAGGAAACGUAUUUCCAUUUAAAAUAAUUUUUUUUUUUAUUACUGUUCUGAAACUAAUAAAUUCACUCAGUACUACUGUGUUUCCACGAGUUUGUUCAGUUCGCGAGAUUUUGUCUCUCUUAGAAACGUGUUUUGAGUAACUUGUACAGAAUGUGAUCGUGGACCAAUUCAUUGUGAUGUGCAAUUGAGUAGACAAAAGAAAGAAAGAGCCCAACUGCGGGAUCUGUUUGUUUUAGAAGAAAAGUUUCUAAAAUGCAUUCCCUGGGAAUUUCUGCCAUUGCAUGAAAGUCAUUUCUAUUCCCUUUAUAGUCAUCACAUGGUACUCCUAGAUCUGGGAAUGUCUGCUCAACUAAGUUAUGACGGUGACAGUUCUGUUUUGAAACAGUUCCUUCUGCCUUCACAAAAACUUGAAAUUUUGCAGCAGGACAUUACAGGAGGACAGACCGCUGCCCCAUCAUCUUAGGAUCAGCUGGAGGCAGCUGCUGUGCUCGGUCCCCACACACUGGACUUCGGAAGCCUGCACACUGACAAACUGAAGAUGAAGUUUAAAGAUGUUUGUAAAGACAAAUCUCUGUGGAAUUUUCUAUGCCUCAGACCUAGUGUGGGUCAAUAUCAUGCCUGUCCGAGAGAGAAAGCGG